AUGUAUCACGUCUUUCAAACCUCUUCAGUCGCUCGGGGUCCAGGAUCCGGCGAGCUUACGGAUGGAUUGAAGACGACGCGACCAACCGGUUCACGAAGGAUAUCAACCAGCAACGCUUGCGUUGAAUGUCGAAGAAGAAAGAUUCGGUGCGAUGGCACCAAACCAUGCAGUCAAUGCCAGUGGUAUCAGCAUCCGGGGGCUUGUAGCUACUCCAAGCCCACGCAGCGAGUGGUGCCCUCACGAAAGUUGGUCGAGAAGCUGUCAUCGACGAUCGACCAAUAUCAAACGGUGAUAUCACGGCUAUUCCCUUCAAAAACGAUCGAGUCGUUGUCGUCCUUGCCCCGCGAAGACCUUUUGUCCCUUGCAUUAUCUCUUCCAACAUCAUCCACCUCAUCCCCAGCCACGGGCGAGCCGCACAACCAGCGAAUACAGACGCAGAGCAGGUCCGACGGAACGGACAGCCUGGAUACCUUGGAACAAGCAGCGGACCACGAUGGCGAAGACCUAAUCAAGUCCAUUGAGCCCAUAACGAAGCUCCAGAGCAUAUCGGAUGAUGUCAACGGCCUGUCCAUGUCGGACCGACAUUCGUCAUACGUGGGCAUCUCAUCUAUCACUGCGGCAAUGAAGGUGAUUAUGAAAACCGCCCCAAACGCUCGAAUAUUCACGACUCUUGUCUCUACCGACACAGCUCAGCCGAGUAGGGCAAGCUCUCCGCCCCUAGAGACUGAUGACCUGAACGGCUUACCACCACUGGCGGAGGGCCAGCGAUUGCUAGCCAGCUACUUCGAACAUGUUCACCCGUUCUUCCCGAUGCUUGAUGAGAAAGCUUUCAGGAAGACCUAUAUGCUCCACGAGCGAUCUGAUGGGUCAUGGAUGGGUCUACUCAAUAUGGUCUUCGCUCUCGGGUCGCUCGCUGCUGGUACAUCCGAAAAUGUGGCACACCUCAACUAUUUUCGACGCACGAGAGAGUAUCUCAACAUGGAACACAUGUUGCCAGGCAGCUUCGAGCGGCUCCAAACUCUAGGCAUGAUGGGCGGCUAUUACGUGCACUAUUUAAACCGACCGAACGAGGCACACGCCAUCCUGCAGGCUGCUCUCAGCAUAGCAUGCUCGCUAGGACUGCAUCGCGAGUACCCCGGAGAGAGGCCCACCAGCACGGCGAACGGCGCCGAUGGGAGCAAUAUACCAGUACAUCAAGGCAGUAAAGUGGAUUCACGCCUCGCAGAGAUGAGACGCAGGGCUUGGUGGAGCUUGUACUGUUUAGAAGCCUGGGCGACAACGACGUCCGGCCGACCGUCUAUAGGAACAAGCCCUGCGAUUACUGUUCGCGAGCCCGGGGAGGCUCCGCACCAGACACUCGACCCCAAUGACCCGGAAUCCCUAAAGACGCUUCCGCUGAUUCACAACGCCCCCUUUUGCAAGAUUAGUCUCAAGAUCCAGGAUCGUCUCGCCACGACUCCUCUUCUUCCGUUCGAAGAGCUACUACAAUUUGACCAAGAUCUCGUGCGCUGGUACGAGGAGCUUCCAUCGAUGCUCACAACAGAUAAAGAGGAAACAAUACCCUCAUACCUGCGGACGCCACGAACUGUAAUGAACUGGAGGUUUCAGAACCUCCGAAUCGUCCUCCACCGCCCGUUCUUAUUAUCAACGGCGUUGAAACGAACGUCGCCAGCAAAUAUGACCGCGGAGGAAAAGAUAGCCGUGAAAAAAUGUAGGCAGGCUGCAGAACAGACGAUCGAGGAUAUCAGCGCUGGGAUUAAGGAAGAGCUCAUAUCGGGCUGGAAUGGUGUUUGGCUAGCCUAUCAGGCGGCUUUUGUCCCUUUGAUUUCCUUGUUCACGGACGAUGCGCCGGUAGAGGAAAAGCAGAAGUGGCAUGCGUCCAUCGCCACUGCGCUCUCUAUAUUUGAACGUAUGAAGCAUUACUCAGUGGCGGCGAAAAAUUCCUUCUUCACCAUUAGUGGGCUUCUCGAAGCCGCCAAAGCCACAAUCGAGCAGCGCGAGGCAGAAAAGCACCAAAAGGCCGCCCAGCAGAAGGUCAACGAAGAUCCUCAGCGUCAAUCCCAGGCUCGAGGGAAGAACCGACUGGGGAAAAUCCGCACGGAAAGUCAGGAUAGCGGCGACUAUUACCUCUCUACAAGUGGCACAUCUGCCGAUGGCUCGAUGAGCCCACACGAUCUGUCUCUAGCGAGAUCCGUGAAAUCCGUCAAGCUCGAGCCGCGGCCUCCUGAGCCACUAGCUCUGGCGCCUGAGUACCAUGAAGGCGGCGCACGGCUUCAGAGAUUCAUCCAAGCCAACCAGAUGCAGCCCAACAUAAACGGGGCACAGAUGCGACCGAAUUUGAUGUCGAACGUGAUGAUGCAAGCGCCGCUGGCCGGCCGGCAUCACCAGCCGAUGCAGGGCCAGCCCAUUGACUAUUCCGAUUCGAUCGACAUGUCCUUUAACGGAGUGUGGGAUAAUAUGAUGUGGGACACGGCGGUUCCGAUGGCCGAGGAUGCGUUUGGUCUCACGGACUUUGAAUGGGAGAAUGACGAACAGAAUCAAACGCUGGGUUCUUGGGGUUGGCCAACAACAUGACAUUACGAGGGAUAAUUGGCUGGUGUUCGGUUCUUUUUAGUUAAUUUCACCAAUACCCCAUAUUGCUGGUGUAGUAGGUUAGAGAAGGAGUCUAGUUUGUAGUAUUCGAGAUCGCGCUACGAAGCAGGACGUACAUAGUUUGGGCGAUGACGAGGUAAAAAAUGAGCAGCCCCAGAUGAUUUGGGGUAAAUGAACAUUCUCCAACG
Messenger RNA from Eremomyces bilateralis CBS 781.70, 2780 nucleotides. RefSeq lists its product as uncharacterized. Gene Ontology annotation, molecular function: zinc ion binding; DNA-binding transcription factor activity, RNA polymerase II-specific; RNA polymerase II cis-regulatory region sequence-specific DNA binding. Lineage: Eukaryota; Fungi; Ascomycota; Dothideomycetes; Eremomycetales; Eremomycetaceae. Gene Ontology annotation, biological process: positive regulation of transcription from RNA polymerase II promoter by galactose; DNA-templated transcription. The coding region runs from base 1 to 2574 and encodes 857 amino acids. The transcript has 4 exons. Gene Ontology annotation, cellular component: nucleus. The record is from RefSeq and is a predicted model, not a curated record.